This is a messenger RNA of Macrosiphum euphorbiae (potato aphid), 720 nucleotides long. The record is from the annotation of a GenBank genome assembly. NCBI's taxonomy places the organism in Eukaryota, Metazoa, Arthropoda, Insecta, Hemiptera, Aphididae.
AUGAAUGUGAGUUAUCGAUCUAUCAUAGACUCAAUGAAAACGAUUUCCAAAAAUUAUUGUACCCGUAGUGAGCAAUAUUAUGCUAAACAAAUAAAAAAUGCAACUGUUGUAUGUACAAACCACUUGACUCCAGAAAUAAAAUUGCAUUUAAUUACUGAACAAUGCCAACUAUGGCAUUCGCCUGCCAGUGAAUGUCAGUUUAAUGAUCCUUUCUGGGCAUUUUAUUGGCCUGGUGGCCAAGCUAUUUCCAGGUUUAUACUAGAUAACAGCAAGUAUGUGAACAACAAAACAAUUUUGGAUAUCGGAAGUGGUAGUGCUGCAUGCAGUCUUGCAUCAGCUAUAGCGGGUGCCAGUCAAAUUACGGCUAAUGACAUAGAUCCUGUUGCAUGUGUAGCAGCAAAACUAAAUGCUCAGUUAAACAACAUCAACAUUCAAGUAUUGUCUAAGAACAUUUUGUUCAAUGAUUGUUCACAAUGGGAAGUCAUCAUUGUUGGAGAUAUGUUUUAUUCACAAGAUAUGGCUGAUGUACUGUGGAAAUGGCUGGACGCACUGUGUAACAAAGGGAAAACUAUACUGAUUGGUGAUCCGGGUAGACAUUGUUUUAAGCCUGAACGCCAUUUACAGGAGCGUUUAAAAAAACUUAAAGAAUACAAAUUAACAGAAAAUUGUUGUUUGGAAAAUCGAGGUUUUUCAACUGCAUCUGUUUGGAUUUUAGAAUAA